This is a messenger RNA of Arabidopsis lyrata subsp. lyrata, 1290 nucleotides long. RefSeq names its product bax inhibitor 1. Gene Ontology annotation, cellular component: membrane. The record is from RefSeq and is a predicted model, not a curated record. The coding region runs from base 293 to 1006 and encodes 237 amino acids. The transcript is spliced from 6 exons. NCBI's taxonomy places the organism in Eukaryota, Viridiplantae, Streptophyta, Magnoliopsida, Brassicales, Brassicaceae.
AAGAACAUUGUUAUGGUGUUCUUUGUUUCGGAGUCAACAUGUUAUGUCGUUUCCUUCUCCGAAACAGAAACUACGUAACGUUUUUGCAGUCUACUACAGUAUUGAUCAUAAUGGGCUCGUAUUCAAAAGCCCACCACCACGCCAUUUUGGAGUGUUCUUCUGAGGAAUUCCACGUGGAUAAGGGUAGUUCUGGAAACAAAACAGAAUUGAUUUAUGUGACCGUAUAAAUAAGGAAUUGAAGUCUCUGCAUUUGAAAUUCUCUUCUCUGAAGCAUUAUCAAGCGAAAGCAACUAUGGAAGCGAACGGUACGAUUUGGAGCCAUGAUUCUCUCAGAAACUUCCAUGAAUUCACUCCUGCUGUGCAGAAUCAUCUAAAGCGGGUCUAUCUCACGUUAUUUUUUGCUCUUCUUGCGUCUGCGUUUGGAGCUUACCUCCAUAUGGUCUGGAAUAUCGGUGGAAAUGUCACUACUCUUGGAUUCACUGGAACCAUGAUCUGGUUGCGUUUCACUCCUUCAUAUGAACAACAAUCAAAGAGGCUUUUCCUUCUGUAUCUAUCUGCCCUUCUUAAAGGUGCUUCAUUUGGUCCCAUGAUCAUGUUGGUCAUUGAUUUUGAUUCAAGCGUCCUGGUCACUGCAUUUGUGGGAACAGCAGUAGUAUUUGUGUGUUUCUCCGCUGCAGCAAUGUUGGCAACGCGUAGAGAGUACCUUUACCUCGGAGCUUCACUUUCUUGUAGUAUGUCCAUCCUUUGGUGGGUAAAAAUUGCCUCUUCGAUCUUCGGUGGCUCUACAACUGUCGUCAAGUUUGAGCUAUACUUUGGACUCUUGAUCUUUGUGGGAUACAUAGUGGUGGACACACAGAUGAUAAUCGAGAAAGCACACCAUGGUGAUAUGGACUAUGUGCAACAUUCUUUUACCUUUUUCACUCACUUUGCUUCUCUGUUUGUUCGAAUUCUCGUUCUCAACAUGUUUAGGAAGAUGAAGAAAGGAAGAAAAGACCGAAGAAAAUGAAACCAUCAAACCAAGUCUACAUAGCUCAGAGUUUUAGGCAGAUCACUCUUUCCACUAGUUUCUCUGCUAUCAUAAAUACAUUAAAACUUCAGAUUGUAAAUGACUUUGUACUCUGGCUUUGUGUUUCCUUUACUGUCUAAUAUCAAACUUUUAACAAAAAUGAUAAGUUAGGAGAGAGUCACAAGUGUACAUGUUUCAAGAACUGUUUCAAUGUAAUGUCUUGGUCAGAAGCUUAUAUUAUAUUAGGAUGGUUUUAAAAUGAGUAAACAAUUUGAUCUACAUUU